This is a messenger RNA of Microthlaspi erraticum, 780 nucleotides long. NCBI's taxonomy places the organism in Eukaryota, Viridiplantae, Streptophyta, Magnoliopsida, Brassicales, Brassicaceae. The record is from the annotation of a GenBank genome assembly.
AUGGAUGAAACCAACGGCCGAAGAGAAACUCACGAUUUCAUGAACGUCAACGUUGAAUCCUUCUCUCAGCUUCCUUUCAUCCGCCGUACUCCUCCCAAAGAAAAAGGCGCCAUUAUUCGUCUCUUCGGCCAAGAGCUCGUCGGAGAUAACUCCUCUGGUGCUCAACAAGAAGACUUGGUUGCAGAUUCUUCUGAACCCACAACUACCAAGAAAGAAGAGAGCUCUGAGAAUGCCAAGGACAAGGAAAAAGACAAGGACAAAGACAACAACAGCAAUAACAGAAGAUUCGAGUGUCACUACUGUUUCAGAAAUUUCCCCACUUCUCAAGCCCUAGGUGGACACCAAAACGCUCACAAACGCGAACGCCAACACGCCAAACGCGGUUCCAUGACGUCAUACCUUAAUCAUCAAUAUCAUCAUCAGCCUGACCCUCACCACGUCUACGGCUUCCUCAACAACCACCACCACCGUCACUACCCCUCGUGGACGACGGAACCUAGAGUCUACGGUGGUGGAGGAGGAGGACAACAAACACCGUCGUCGUAUUACUCACGCACUCUUCCUCCUCCUUCUUCUAUCCCACCGACAAUCAACGGAAGUCCUUUGGGUUUGUGGCGUGUACCUUCUUCCACGUCAGCAAACGCUAUUCAUGGCGUUUACUCAGCUUCAUCAGCUUCCACGUUCAGGACGCAUGAGCAGGAGACCAAAGAGACGAAUUGGCCCUAUAGAUUGAUGAAACCCAAUGUGCAAGAUCAUGUGAGUCUCGAUCUUCAUCUAUGA